Cylas formicarius (sweet potato weevil) is the source of this 552-nucleotide messenger RNA. Its product is annotated as adult-specific cuticular protein ACP-20-like. The coding region runs from base 18 to 473 and encodes 151 amino acids. Gene Ontology annotation, cellular component: extracellular matrix. Lineage: Eukaryota; Metazoa; Arthropoda; Insecta; Coleoptera; Brentidae. The record is from RefSeq and is a predicted model, not a curated record. The transcript is spliced from 3 exons.
GCUUUCAAGUAGCCACAAUGAACCCUUUGUCGUCCGCAUUCGUAGCUUUCAUUGCCAUUGGUGCCUGUAUGGCUGACCAUGGAUUCUAUGGAGGUGGAUACGGCGGUGGAUAUGGCGGCCAUGGAUACGGUGGUGGUGAAGGUGGCCAUGGGGGUUACGAAGAUCAUCACGCCCCAGCCCAUUACCAAUUCGAAUACGGCGUCCACGAUCCUCACACCCACGACAUCAAGGAGCAGCAGGAACAUCGCGAAGGUGAUCACGUAAAGGGCGGCUACACCCUCAAGGAAGCCGACGGUACCCAAAGAGUAGUAGAGUACACCUCGGGUCCCCACGAAGGUUUCCAAGCCGUCGUGAAGAGGAUCGGUCAUGCCCAGCAUCCGGCCCAUUACGGUAAACACGGUCACGGACACGGAGGUGUUGGUGGAACCAGCUACGUCGGUAUCACCCACUGGGGUCAUGGCUCGGGACGUUGACAUGUCAACGAGAUCACGAUUGAAAGUUGUUACCAAAGCUGUUAAUUGUUUUUGUUUUUCUUUUGUAACUUGUUUUGUA